CAGUUUCCGGGGGGGACGGGGACAGCGUCGGACCCGACAGGGCUGGGGGGCGACAGCGGGACGGACCGGGCCGACCCUACGGGCACUAGCGCGGGGGGCCGACCCGGCUGGGCCCGCCGAGGCCGCCGCCAUGUUCGCGGGGCUGCAGGAGCUGGGGGUGGCCAAUGGGGAGGACCUGAAGGAGACGCUGACCAACUGCACCGAGCCGCUCAAGGCCAUCGAGCAGUUCCAGACAGAAAAUGGAGUCCUUCUGCCCUCUCUCCAGUCUGCUCUGCCAUUCUUGGACCUCCAUGGUACUCCUAGGCUGGAAUUUCAUCAGUCUGUAUUUGAUGAGCUGAGAGAGAAAUUGCUAGAGAGAGUUUCAGCCAUUGCCUCAGAAGGAAAGGUUGAGGAAAGAUACAAAAAGCUGGAGGAUCUGCUGGAGAAAAGCUUUUCCUUGGUCAAGAUGCCAUCUAUACAGCCUGUGGUGAUGUGUGUCAUGAAACACCUGCCCAAGGUCCCUGAAAAGAAACUGAAGUUAGUGAUGGCGGAUAAGGAUUUAUACAAAGCAUGUGCCGUGGAGGUGAAGCGCCAGAUCUGGCAGGAUAACCAAGCUCUGUUUGGUGAUGAGGUGUCCCCAUUGCUGAAACAGUACAUCCUGGAGAAAGAAAACACUCUCUUUAGUAGUGAUCUCUCUGUCUUGCACAACUUCUUCAGUCCCUCUCCAAAAAUGAGACGUCAGGGAGAGGUGGUUCAGAAGCUGACACAGAUGAUUGGGAAGAAUGUGAAGCUAUAUGACAUGGUGCUACAGUUCCUAAGAACAUUGUUCCUUCGGACGAGGAAUGUCCAUUACUGCACGCUACGGGCAGAGCUCCUGAUGUCGCUGCAUGACCUGGACAUCAGCGAGAUCUGUACUGUUGACCCCUGUCACAAGUUCACCUGGUGCUUAGAUGCCUGCAUUCGGGAGAAGUUUGUGGAUAACAAGCGAGCUCGAGAGCUGCAAGGAUUUCUGGAUGGAGUGAAGAAAGGACAAGAACAAGUACUGGGGGAUUUAUCAAUGAUCUUGUGUGAUCCCUUUGCCAUUAACACCUUAGCUUUGAGUACCAUACGGCAUCUGCAAGAGCUGGUUGGGCAAGACACCUUACCUAGGGAAAGUCCAGACCUCUUGUUGCUGCUAAGGAUGCUGUCUCUGGGACAGGGAGCCUGGGACAUGAUUGACAGCCAAGUCUUCAGGGAGCCUAAAAUGGAACAUGAGUUGAUCACCAAGUUCUUGCCGAUGCUGAUGUCUUUUGUGGUGGAUGACUACACAUUCAACGUAGAUCAGAAACUGCCAUCAGAAGAGAAAGGGCCAAUUCCCUACCCCAGCACCAUUCCCGAAGCUUUUACCAAAUUCCUUCAGGAGCACAGAAUAGCCUGUGAGGUUGGGCUAUAUUACAUACUUCACAUAACUAAACAGAGGAACAAGAAUGCUUUUCUCAGGCUCCUGCCAGCACUAGCUGAGACAUUCAGUGACCUAGCCUUCAGUGAUAUUUUCCUGCACCUGCUCACCGGUAACCUCACGUUGUUGGGUGAUGAAUUUGCGCUGGAGGACUUCUGUACCAGUCUCUUUGAUGGGUUCUUCCUCACUGCCUGCUCAAGAAAAGAGAACGUCCAUAGACACGUGCUAAGAUUGCUACUUCACCUGCAUCACAAAGUGGCACCUACCAAAUUUGAAUCACUCCAGAAGGCUUUGGAACCUACCAAGCAGAGCGGCGAAGCUGUGAAGGAUCUUUAUAACCAGCUCAGCGAGAAACUGGAGCUUCGCAAACCCAGUCCAGCCCCGGUGGCUGAAACUCCAUCCAUGGAACUGACUUUGCCCACAGUGCCCACCCCAGCCUCGCUCUGAGCCACAUGAGCGGGGCUCUGAGAUAAGAGAAACUAACCUUUGCGUCCUGCAGAGUGGAGGCGUUUCAAUGUACUGCUAAGUGUCUCUGGCUACCAUGCUGGAAACUUACCUAAAGCCACUGAACCUUUUGCAGAAGCAGGACAUUGUCAGACACUGCAGUUUGUCCUUGAGCACUGUCUCUUGCUGGCUAGAAGGCUCAGUAUGCAGUGUGUUGCAUAGGUUUACUUUGCCUAAGGAUAGAUAGGUGGCUUCUUGUGGAUCUACCCAGCUUGUAUAAUUUUUUUCAAAAGACAAGUCUUAUUUUUAAACUCUGUAUCUUCUUGCAUUUUUAGUCUUACAAUUUUCUGGGGCAGUAAAAACCUGGUUGUGUAAUCAGGCAGAGGGACAAA
This is a messenger RNA of Chelonia mydas (Green sea turtle), 2253 nucleotides long. It is a transcript of the gene NELFB, whose product is annotated as negative elongation factor complex member B. Gene Ontology annotation, cellular component: NELF complex; nucleus. Gene Ontology annotation, biological process: negative regulation of transcription elongation by RNA polymerase II. The record is from RefSeq and is a predicted model, not a curated record. NCBI's taxonomy places the organism in Eukaryota, Metazoa, Chordata, Testudines, Cheloniidae. The transcript has 13 exons. Bases 131 to 1864 code for a protein of 577 amino acids.